UCAGAAUGGCUACUAGCAGCAGGCUUAAGAACCUUGCAAUUCUGCUUCUGCUUAGCAUUAGUGUUUGCCUUUCUUUUGCGAGGUCUUUGAUGGAUAUUGGGGGGUCAAAAUCGACUCUUAGUUACUCCCCACCACCAGACAAUACUAGGCUAGAGGUAGGGCAUGGUUCAGGCAACAGAAGUCGCCACAAUAGUGGCAUCGGUGUUGGCGGUGGAGGAUUUGAUGGAGGCGAUGGCAGCAGCGGAGUGGUUGGUGGAGGGGAUGGCAACGGUGGAAUUCCAGGGGACAACAGCGAUGGUAAAGAUAAUGGUGGAGAAGUCAAUGACAACAAACCCAUUGGUCGCGGUGCUCAACCUUGGGGCGGUGAUCAACCCAUCGGAAGCGGCGAUGACGACGGUAAUGGUAAUGAUAAUGGUGAAGGAUACGGUGAUCCACCCAUCGGGGGCGGCGAUGACGACGGCAAUGGUAAUGAUAAUGAUGGAGAAGGAGACGGUGAUCCACCCAUCGGGGGCGGCAAUGACGAUGGCAAUGGUAAUAAUGAUGGUGGAGAAGGAACUGGUGAUGAACCAAUCGGGGGCGGCGACGGUGGUGGCGACGAAGGUAAUGGCGGUGGCGAUGAUGGCGGCGAUGGUGGCGGAGGGGAUGGCCGCCGUUAAAGAGUGUCCAAAAGCAGGAGGUGGCUGCAGCCAUUAUCUCGGUGGUCGUGGUGACCGAGUCAACAGUUGAGGUUUGUGAAAGUGGCCUAAGUCCUGCUUUUGUUCUACUUAACAUUAUAGCUAUGGUUACUGAAGAAUAAGACCCGUUGAUGGUCAUUAUCGUAUCCCGGGUUUUCCAGUUAGAUUAAAAAGUUUGUAAUAAUGUGAAAUUAUAAUAUGGGUUGUAAUAGAAAUUAUAGCUAUGCUGGGUAUUAUCAUGCAAUGGAGAACGAUGUCACUUUUAUAUGAGAUAAUAUU
This is a messenger RNA of Phalaenopsis equestris, 953 nucleotides long. RefSeq names its product putative glycine-rich cell wall structural protein 1. The record is from RefSeq and is a predicted model, not a curated record. The transcript has a single exon. Lineage: Eukaryota; Viridiplantae; Streptophyta; Magnoliopsida; Asparagales; Orchidaceae. The coding region runs from base 6 to 656 and encodes 216 amino acids.